GGUCUAGUGGGAACUGAAUCAGCCGCCUUCUAUACUUCCUCCUCCUUCUCCUUUCUUCUCGCUCACUCACUGGUCGUUAACAAUAAAACCAACGCCAAAAUUGGCGUUCGUUUGAAAUUGGUUCGGCGCCAUGUGGAGAUCACCAGCGUUUUCUUCUCUUACUGGCCGUUUAAGUCAAGUAGGAGUUGCUAGAUUACAGUGUUCUAAUGGAAGAUACAGUAGUACAAUGGUUCAAGCUCAAAUUUCUAAUAGAAACACUCCAUCUCCAAGACCUGAGGAUCAAGAUGAUUACAAAACUACAUGUCACAAUUCAAACCAGAGUGCUGGAGGAGUGCAGAAAAACCAGAUCGGGAAGAAUGUUUCGAGGAAGGAGAAGAUUGACUUUCUUUUGAAAACGCUUCUUGAUCUCAAGGAUAGUAAAGAAGCUGUCUAUGGUGCCCUUGAUGCCUGGGUCGCAUGGGAGCACAAUUUUCCUAUUGCAUCGCUUAAAAGGGUCUUGAUUUUACUUGAAAAGGAGCAGCAGUGGCACAAAGUUGUCCAGGUAAUCAAAUGGAUGCUUAGCAAGGGGCAAGGAAAUACAAUGGGAACAUAUGGACAGUUAAUACGAGCUUUAGAUAUGGACCAUAGAGCAAAUGAGGCUCACAUGUUUUGGUUGAAGAAAAUCGGACUUGAUCUUCACUCAGUGCCAUGGCAGUUAUGCCAUCGUAUGAUAUCUGUUUACUAUAGAAACAACAUGCUAGAGAGCCUUGUAAAGCUUUUCAAGGGCCUGGAAGCUUUUGAUCGUAAACCUCCUGACAAAUCAAUCUUGCAGAAAGUGGCAGAUGCAUAUGAGAUGUUAGGUAUGCUUGAAGAGAAAGAACGUGUACUCCAAAAGUACAAAGAUCUUUUCAAGGAGACAGAGAAAGGACGUCCCAAGAAAUCUAGAAGCACCUUAGCCAAGAAAAAGUCAGGGGAACGAAAAAUGCAUAAAAUUCAGAUGCCAAUGCUGAUGGCUAGCAGUCAAAGUUCAUCAUCAGAUGUAAAUUCCCUUUAGUCUACUUGCAACAUACAGAAGGGUAAUAUUUCAUGGAAGAGCAUCUUUGCAGCUCGCUUCUACCAUUUUCAAGGCUUUUAAAAUUCCGAGCAGUUCUAGCAUGGUCUGGUCACUACUGCUUAAUGCAAUGGGAGACGGAUGUAGCCGGCAAAGAUAUAUAGAUUGAAAGUAUUUUAGUGGUAGUGUCACACUAUGCUUUUAUUGGUGGAAGACUAAUUUUUCAGAUGGAACAUCCAGCAGGAGGCUGGUAUAGUGCUGUUUGAUAUCUUGGCACAUGGUGCAAAUAUGCAGUUAUUACAAAAUACUAAGCAGCAAGUCCCGCACAUCUAUAAUCAAGGAUUGAGAAUUAAAUGGUUAAUUUUCUUUGUAUAAAAUACGUUUGAAAUUGUUUGUCUAAUUGUUUGCAGCAUAAACGAUAGAAAUUCUUUUGAA
Molecule: messenger RNA, 1465 nt
Organism: Ricinus communis (castor bean)
Lineage: Eukaryota; Viridiplantae; Streptophyta; Magnoliopsida; Malpighiales; Euphorbiaceae
Product: pentatricopeptide repeat-containing protein At4g18975, chloroplastic
Exons: 7
Coding region: 131-1033 (300 amino acids)
Molecular function (GO): protein binding
Source: RefSeq, a predicted model, not a curated record